ACGUUCUGGAUGAACCAAAUUGACCAGAAGACACCUGGUACUGUCAAGCUGAACCUCUCGGUGCCAAGCGAUGCAAUGGUUGGCGUCUACGGCAGGAGAGGCAUGCUGCCCACUCACGUACAGUUUGAUUUCUUCAAAGUCAUAGAUGGUACAAGGGUUGGCCUCCGAUCAAAGAGAGCUGUGGUAGGUUUUUUGGUUGAUGGAGUAAACUUUUAAACCAAUGAGCUUGUUAACCUAUGAGCCCAGUAAUAGAAUAAUCUUUUCACAACAUUGGUAUUUCAUAAGGUCAUUUAAGAUGUGUUAACUUGCUGAAUACCAACUAGUAGUGACCAUGCUUUUCUUAAAAUCAUAAUUAAUUUUUCAAGUCUAAAGAAAUUAAAGUUGGAGAUACAGUAAUAGAAAUCUACAGCGGGAAUAUCUUUUGUAUUGAUUAAUUUAUAAAUAAGUUACUAAGUACUGAUAAAUACUGAUCUCUGCCUUCCUCUAGCGUACAGCUCUCCAACACAAAUAUUAAAUGAAAAUCUACAAAAUUAAUAAAUAGUUGUUUUAAUGCAAAGAAAAAAAAAUAUAAAUAUUUAAAUUAAGUCAAAAGCAUAUGGUUUAACUUCUAGUUUUCCCAUAUUUUUAUGUGUGCUUAUACUGUGAACUAUUCAACACAGAUGGGCAAUGACUACUUCGCUCGUGACACAGCACUUGUACAGUAUUUGGAUAAGGGGGAAUGGUUCAUUGGGAUAUUCAAUGACAGAGAAACAUACCAGUCUGUUCUCUUAACAGCUGCACCUCAUGGUAAGUACAAAUGGUUGAAUUUCAUGGAGUUGUGCUUUUAACUUUGUAAAAUAUGAAGAUAUGAUCCAUUCUAAAACACUAUUCCAAAUCUAUCACAACAGUUGAAGUUGAAUCAAUGCUUUAAAAGACCCUAAAACAGUGGUUCUCAACCUUCCUAAUGCCGCGACCCUUUAAUACAGUUCCUCAUGUUGUUGUAACCCACAACUAACCCACAACCACAAAAUUAUUUUCGUUGCUACUUCAUAAAUAUGUGUUUUCUGAUGGUCUCAGGCGACCCUUGAGUAUGGGUCGUUCGACCCCCAAAGGGGUCUCAGACCCACAGGCUGUGAACUGCUGCCCUGAAUGAACUUGGAAUUGUAGUUUCUAGGAAACAAUACAAAAUCAAGGGAAUAGUAGUUUCUAGGAAACAAUAUAAAAUCAAUAUUCAUCUGCAUGUAACGCAAAAUAUAUUGUGUUAAAUACUUCUUUUUUAUAUAAGUAUAGUUUUGUUAAAUACUACUUUGUUCUACAAAUAUAAGUGUUAAAUGUUAAAAAUAUUAUUUUCUGUUUUCUAGUGAUGGACACCAACUGCCCAGAUAAUUGUCACGGCAAUGGAGAAUGUAAAGACAGACAGUGUCGUUGUUUCCCUGGAUACACAGGCUGGGACUGUUCACAAGGUCAUUUCAUAAUUUAGUUUCUUGAAAUUAUUUUGAAUGUGGGAAGGGGAAAUGAAUAUUUAUUUUAAUUUAAGGGAAUCUCGAAAUUAUGUACCCCACUUUCCAGGGGGAAAACUCCCAGGUUUGCCCCUCUGUAUGGACACCAAGGUAUAUUUAGCGCCUCCUCCCCAGUAAUGUAUAUUUACCUCUUGGCCCAGAUAGAGUAAAAAAAUUUAAAGUGUGCCCCCUUAACAAAAUAUUUUUAGCAACCCCUGCUCUAGAAACAGAAGGCCACAAUAACAUUUUUUUUAUUGCAAAACAGUUAUGUUACCUGUUUUGUUCUUAUACCUUGUAGGUGUGUGUCCACUCUUGUGCAGUGGUAAUGGAGUGUACCUGAGAGGCCAGUGUCAGUGUAACCAGGGCUGGAAGGGGGUUGAGUGCGACCUGAGGGAGUCUGAAUGUGCUGUGCCCAGUUGCAACAGCAACGGUCACUGUAUCAAUGGUCAGUGCGUCUGCUUUCAAGGUUUCCAGGGACAAGACUGUGGAAUAGGUGGGUCAAGGUCAUUGUUUAAAUGUUUGUUUCACCAUCAGAAUUUCUUAAUGUUGUGAAAACACUAGAUGAAUAUAAUAGCCAAAUAAAACAGAAAUUUCUUUUAUUUUUAGUUUCUUAAGUGUCUAGUAUCUUUAUUUCUCAUGUUAAAAGACUAAAAGAAAACAAAACAUCGAAUUUCAUACAAGUAAUAAAAUAAAAUUUAAUAAGAUAAAUUUGAAAGUAAUUUUUACUAUCAUAAUUAAUAAUAGACAAGCAAAUUAAAGCAGUCUCCUUUAGAUUAUUUAAUAUUCAUCUAGAUGAGGAAAACAAAUCCUCACCUUUUUAACCGUUUCAUUGUAUUUUUAACUCCUCCCAUUCUUCAUAUUUGCUUUUACUGUCGAUCACCUGCAUGUUGUGUUUGAACAUUAUUUCUACCUCUUUGUUCAAUGCACUCAUUAUUACUAUCACUUUUUUUUCUCAUACAAAAGUAUUUUUAAGUGCACACUGGUAUACUGCUGCUGAAUUCAAAUUUAAGGAAAAGUUAACAACUGAAUCAGUUAUAUAAUAUAACACAUAGAUUAACAAACUUUGAGUCAAAGUCCCGUAUAAAUCUCAUUGCCUGGAGAAGUCUUAUAUAGUUGAAUGCAUUGAGUCAAAUUGCAGUGUAGUUAAAUAUUUUGAGAAAAAGAAAGGUGUAUUUUUUUUUUUUACAAGCUUUAUAUCUGUAAUAUACAUUUUUGUACAGAAUUUUAAUUUUAAAGAUCAAUGCUCAUGUAAUAUAGUAUUUUUACCAACAAUAUUCAAGGGUGCUUUCUAUCUCCUGUGAUACUUUUUAUUGAUUUUGUUCAGUAAAUGACAGCUCUUAUAAUAUUUAUAUCUUCUCAGGAAUUCUGUUGUUAUCCAGUCUGACAAUUUAACCCAGUUCAGCCUUCAUUAUAUUGGACCUACUCACUCCUACAUCCUCUGGCUAUUAAGAAAUAACUUAAUUUUGGGGCAGUGUGUUUUAAGGGGAAAUGGAAACUUUAUUUUUUAUAAAACAUUUAAAAAAUCAAGCAUCUUUUCUAAGGAUUUGAGUUAGACCUUCGACCAUUAUUUAGCUUUGUCACAAGAACCCCAGCCAUCUCUUUUAAAACAUCUUGAAUAGUUUAACAAAUUGAGUAUGUCUUUGUGUUAAUUGCCUGCAGUGGUGCCAGUGUCACUCUCACAGUCUUUCCUCUGAUCUCUAUUCUGAGCUGUUCUUUUCAGCUCAUUCCACUUCUUGCCAUUCCUCUCUUUCUACUGCCCUGUGGAUUCCAUGACAGAGUCAGGGCAAAAAUUCUAUUUGCUAUAUUCUAACAAUCCAGUUAACCAAUGAAAUAGAAAAAGAAAAUCUUGAAAGUUUAAAAACUAAAAUAGUAUAAAACUGUUGCUGUUGAGAAGUUCAUGAACUUUCGUAUGCCAUUUGUUUUAAAACAUGGCUCUAGCUUUUCUGUAGUAAAUAGUCACACGUCUUUAAAUCACGAUCUCCCUCCGAUUCCAUUGUUACUAAUGUCUUCACCUCACCCUCCUUUCUGUUUAUGGCAUGUGACUGCAAGCAAACAAAUUAAUGGAAAUAGUAUUUGUAAGUUAACUUGUAUAGCAUUUGACACACACACACACAAGUAAAUGCAUAAAAGAGCAGAGAAAUGUACAACAAUUAAAUUCAAAUUUAUCUCUACUUUUAUCAUUUUAAUAAUGUUCACCAUUAACAAGUUUUAUAUGGUAAGUGUUUACACAUGAUUUUAACUACUAGAGUGCAGUCUAUGCGAGUAUUAUGCAUUAAACUGUCACAUGACAGAGCAUAAUAAUAUAUCAUAAUUUAUGUCUAAUUCAAUAUGUAGGUUGUAAGUGAUAAAAUAAACUAAAGUAGACGAAAAGAUACUUGUGAAAAAUCAUGAUUAAAUUUGGAAGAUAAAAAAUGAAAUAUCGUAAACCUUUUUUUAGUCUAAUGAUUCUUGUAGCAUUCUCCUGAUAAGCUUGUACCAAUAUCAGGGAUUAUGUACAGAAAGAUACAUUAUUUUUGCCUUUAAUGUAAUCAAAAUGGUAAUCUUUUCAUUUUUAAACUGUAGUUCAGUAGGGCUGUUCGAUUGUAUUUAUAUUUUACUCUCCAGGUAAUCUCAAGUUAUAGUUCUUUGAUCUUGUAUGAAUUGUUCCCACCCUUACCCCAUCCCAAUUGACCCUUCAGUCACAUAUAAUUGUUCAGCUCUUAAAAUAAUGUAGUUUUAUUCAGGAAAUGAAUUACACUCAGAUACCUGCUUCUUUAAGCUACCAUUGGGAUUUCUGUAACCAGGAAAAUAAGAUAAUAUUUGAUCUUGUGCUGAUGAUGUGUGACAAUAGAAACAGUAGGACUUUGUCUUGUCCACUUUCCCUUAUAGUACACAGUAACCAUAUACAUUUUGCACCUGCACAAGGACUGGUUCCUAUUAAUGACCCCCCUCCCUAUUGUUGUCUGCUCUAGUGGACUGUAUGAUGCCCAAUUGUUCAGGCAAUGGUGCGUGCGUACUCGGCACUUGCCGCUGCUUUAGAGGGUAUAAGGGUCGAGACUGUAACACAGAAGAUAAGAUCAAUGUGACAAUGUUGUGCUCCAAAAACUGCUCCGGCAAGGGACUCUAUGAUGUGGAGGUGGGACGUUGUGAGUGUAGGCGACAUUUUACCGGGUACAACUGUGAAACAGGUAACCGCUUGUAGUUGAAAUCUCAGAAUGAUUUGGUUGAACUACAAUUUUGUGUUGGCCAGUAAAUGGACUAAGAGUUGAUGAUGCCACCCUUUGAUUUCUUGUAGUGGUUUGUCAUCCUACUAAUAGGCCUGCAAUUGCAUCAUACUUCUUUAGUUUUUUAUAUAUACUCAUCAUUAGAUAUUUUCAGUAAAACAUCAUUAGAUCUGAUUGGUUUGUCCACUUUAUGAACUAUGAUAUAUUGAUGUUUUCAUUAAAAUGCAGAGAGAAAAAAAAAUAGUUAUAGAAAUUUUAUGUAAUUUAUUAAUAAAACUGAUAUAUGAAAUAUAUUGUGUACAUCAACAUUUUUUUGGUUUAUAAAAUAAACUGGAUUUAGCUUAAUUUAUUUUUCUUUAUUCACCUUUUAUAGCAUUUUCAGCAUGACAAGCUUACACUAUAUUGGCGAUGGUGAUACAAUGUUAUACUGUUUUGGUGAUGUUAGUAUAAUGUUAUACUAUUUUGGUGAUGGUGGUAUAAUAUGGUGUAAUGUUAGUGGAGCUUAAGUGACAACUCCUUGUCAAUAAAAGUCCUACUUUCUAUGUCCAGCUAUAAUUAUUUUUUCUAUAGUUUAUGAUAAUUGAAAGAAAUGAUUACAAAUUUGCAUCAUCAGAAAAUCAAACCUGGAUCAGCAGGUUGGCUGGCAAGAAUUGUGCUUGCGUUAAGUUUCAUCUAACAUAAAAAAAUUCAUUUAAAAAUAUUUUUUUAUAGUGCAUGAUGCAACUGUUUCAAAAGAUUUGGCAACAGAGUUCUUGUCUUUUGGGGGCGUCUUUCUAAAGGAAACCUUUCAACUGGGCAUGAAUUAUUUUUCUGGUUAUUUACAUCAUUUGUAUGUACAGCGUAAUUACAUUUGGUAUUAUAUGGCUCAGUGAGUAGUACUGAAGUAGUGUUGGUGAUAAUUAGUGUAAUAUUAUUUCAAUUAAUAUUGACUGCUGUUAGAUGUCUAAGGUUUUAGAUCAAUAGUCCUAACAUUUUUGAAAACUAAAACUUCAUAUAAAAUGCUUAUAGGAAUUAGAAAGUCCAAAGAGGUUGUUUUCUUUUUUGUUGAUAAUCAUUAUCUUCCUGAUUUAGCUCCUUGCUCACUUUAUAACUUUGUCAUUUUUAACUCUAUCUACUAACAUUAUUUUACAUUUUUCAUCUGGUUUUUUUAUUUCUCUAUUAUUAUAGAAUUAAGUUUAAAUAUAUAUUGUUAAAUUAAGUUUUGGAUAUGUUGAAAAAGUAGACGUUCAAACCUUGUUUUUUUUCUCUACUUCAAUGUCUCACAUCUUGUUGAUGGCAUGCUCCCAUGUUUAUAGAAUCAUGUGCUUGAUGUUUGUGUCAUUUCUGAUUCCUUAUGAUUUCUCCCCGUAUUGUUUCAGCACGUAUGUAUUACAGUUACACUAAAACAGCAUUAAUAGUAAAUGGCUUUGCUUUUUGUUUAUCUGAUGCAGCUGAAUUCUUUGUUUAUUCUCUAUGAUUAAAAAUGAAAGAAUUUUAAAUCAGUAAUCACAAGAAAUAUAUAGAUUACACAGCAAGUUGUUAUAAGUUCAUUUUUGAAACAACUAUAUAAUGUCAUUUUUUGUUUUAAAAGUCUAUGUUUAAAUUUCCCCUAGAAGUGUUUUGACAGACAUUUGAAGACUAACAGUCACUUAUACCUAUCUUCAUAAUAAAUAUUAUUUUGAUUUAUGGUUGAUCAAAAUCAUCCUUACUUUUAUACAUUAUUUGAAAUCUUUAAACAGAAAAGUUCAUUGAAAUAUUCACUUCUGUCUCUUUGUAGAAAUUUGCCGCCUGGAGUGUGUGAAUGGGAAGUGUGAGAAUCAGAGAUGUGUGUGUUCUCCUGGGUGGGGAGGAGCACUCUGUGACCAGCUGGAGUGUAGCCACAGAUGUGACCUCCAUGGCUUCUGUAACAACGGCUCUUGUGUGUGUGACAAAGGCUGGAAUGGAAAGCAUUGCACUAUUCGUAAGUUCAAUUUUUACCAGUCAUGUUUCUGGUCUUACAUUCUCUGUCCUGAUGGUUUUAUUUCAAGCUUCCUAUACUUCCAAUUAUUUAAAUGUGUAUAAAUAGCUUGAUGCGGUCUACUCUAAUAACAUCAUAGGUUCUAAAUACAGAUGCAUAGUUACUUUUCAUUUAUAAUAUUGUAAAAUCAUGUACUUUAUGAAUUUAACUCUUAGCCUACUGAGUUAUUGUCAAUUUUUGGACUGACUUCAAUUCAUGUACUUGCAACAUACCAAUAGCUUCAAACUAAUAGACCAAUAGCCAUGAUGGCUGUAAUAAUUUAAAUUUGUGCAUUAGCAUAUAAAACUUUUUUCAAAAUAUCUUUCAAUUGAAAUGAUUAUGCUCGACCUAGAUGGGUGUCCAGGGGACUGCAACAGUCAUGGAGCUUGCAGACGUUUUAAAGAAGGCUGGCGCUGUGAAUGUAAGGACGGCUGGAAGGGAGAGGACUGUAACCUGGCCAAGGAGACUUCAUGUUCAGACAGAGUUGACAAUGACCAUGGUGAGAUUUAACAAGCAUUAUAUUCAUCAUGUUUAGACAGAGUUGACAUUGAGCAUGGUGACAUUCAUUAUAAGUAAUACAUUCAGCAGGUUCAGACAGAGCUGCCUGUUAUUUUGUUUUCUAUAUGAUGUGCAAACGUUUUCCAUCUUGUCAGAAUAACAUUUCUUUAUAUUUUUUUAGGACCUAGUAUUGUUAGAUCAGAUUUUAAAUUUAAUUCUAUCAAAGUUAGGGUAAAUUUUAUGUUUUUCUUAUGUCAUGAAUAUUUUUCAUUUCUUCAAAUUGUUAAAUAUGACCUUAUUAUAAAAAAAAAUUAUAAAUUUUUUUUUUUACAUCAAGUGAAAUGAAUUUUUUUUAUGUCCAGAUGGUCUUGUUGACUGUCUUGACCCAGACUGCUGCACCAGUUCUACCUGUGCUAAGAGUCCCUACUGUGAAACUGCACCUGAUCCUAAAGAAAUCCUACUCAGAAACAAUGCCCCUGCCCCAACUGCAUCAUUCCUGGAUAAGAUGAGAUUCCUGAUAGAGGAAAACAGUGUCCAGAUGGAUGCACCUAGAAAUUCUUUUAAUGAAAGGUUGGUAGAGAAAUAAGAAAAUAUGAUUUUACAAUUAUUUUAUAUAACAACUUAGUUUUCAGUAAAAAGUCAUUAUUGAAUGGCAUAUUUAUAAUAAUAAACUAGAUUUUGUUCGUCUAACACAAAUGUAUAGUCUUUUUUAAUUUCUUUAUUAAAUUUGUCAAAUUCCCUCAAUACUUACAUGGCUGUAAUUGGGGCCAGGACAGAUAUUGUUUUGAAGGAUCAAAAUUGUAUUCUAUUUAUAGAUAUAAAUAAGUUUGCCAGCAUUUUUUUGGGAAUGUGUGUCUUGAUGAUGUGAUUAGCUUUGUAUAACUGUUACUGCAUUUGAACUGUAGUUGAUACAAUAUUAAAAAUCUCUUGUAUUACAGUCAAGUUUCAGUCAUCCGUGGCCGAGUGCAGACACUCGAUGGAACCCCUCUCACAGGGGUCAGAGUUGGGGUCGUCACUCAGCCAUUGUAUGGCUACACUGUAACCAGGGAGGAAGGCCAGUAAGUUGAACACUUUGUGUGGAAAAUAUUUGAUUAAAAGUUGGUUCAAUUUAAAUUUUUUUGAACAGAAGAGUUUUAUUUCCAUGCUCAUUGGCUUCACCCCCCCCCUCCCGCACAUUUUUGAACAGAAGAUUUUUAUUUCCAUGCUCUUUGGCUUCACCCCCCCCCUUCCGCACCCCCUCCCUCUCCCUAUCUCCUCUUUCCUCCCCCCCCCACCCCCCUUUUUUUUUUGGUGGUGUUUUGCUUUGGUUUUUUAUAGUAUUUUUAUGUCAAGUUUAUCAAAUUUCCUGUUGGUGUGGUAACCAGUAAAUGUCCACUGUUCUCAGAUUGAACCUGGUGGUUCAAAUGAUUCCCACACAUUAUCAUGACUAUGUUUGUAAAAUAAAUAGCUUUUAGUCUACUUAUUUUUAAAUUUGUAAUUUUUGGGCAAUUAGAAUUUUAAAAAAUUAACUUUGUACAGAAUCAGAGAUGAAAAAUGGAAUGACGCCAAUAUUAUCGACAGAGAUGAAACAUGUACCAUUAAUUGUCUUCUUUAUUGUGCAGAUUCGACAUCCUUGUGAAUGGAGGCGGCUCAGUAACAUUAGAAUUUCUCCGUGAUCCUUUCUUGACUCAAAUGGCCAGUGUCCUGGUGCCUUGGAACCAGAUCAUUACAAUGGACACCAUCGUCAUGUCCAUUGAGAGCAGAGCCCACCUGAACGCAGGUACAACCUGCUCCAACCUGGACAACAACCAUGACCACUACCUCCUGAGACCCGUGGUGUUGAGUACCUGGCAGCACACCCAGCUCGGAGCUUGUCCAGACAGAAGCACAAUAAUACCAGAGUCACAGGUAGCUUUUGCAUUUCCUAAGAAAUCUUUAACCACUUUGUAGGAAGUUUUUUAAACAUUCUUCAUUAAGGGUGGUUUAGAUAUUAGUAGACCCUAUACAAAUAUUUUUUACCAAUUCUUUUGCAAUCAUUAAAUUAGUGCGUUAAAAGAAUAAAUGAAGUUGUACAAAUGAAUUCUUUCCCUUAGGUUCUUCAAGAAAGUUUAGACAUUCCUGGAACUGAUGUUCACCUGGUUUACCACAGCUCAGAGAGUUCAGGCUACAUGUCCCUCAUUAUGAUACAGAUGACACCUAGUGUCAUCCCACACACCUUGUCCAUGGUGCACCUCAGAGUUUCAGUUCAGGGGGUGGAACUCAGGAAGAUAUUUGAGGCUGACCCCAACCUUAAGUACACAUUUGCCUGGGAUCGUCUCAAUGCUUAUAAGCAGAAAGUGUAUGGCAUAGUCACUGCUAGAGGUAACCUCUCCUUCCUUAACUCAACUGGAGGAAAUUUGCCUGUAUAAAAUUUACUCAGAAUAUCACAAGUUCCUAUUGUUGAAUUGUAACCCCAAGCUAUUCAGUUAGAGCUUUCAGUUCCUUUACUUGCAAACUGUAAAUUAGACUUGAUGCACAUUUCAUGAUCUCAAUUUUACUGUUAAAUUAAAACUCAACUUCCUUGAAAUCUUCAGUGUAUGUUGGCUAUCAGUACCUGAGCUGUGAUCACAUUUACUGGGAGACCAGAAGUGCCACACUAAAUGGUUAUGACAUGACAGCUUCCCACAUAGGAGGAUGGAACUUAGACAUCCAUCACACGUACAACUUCCAGGAAGGUGUGUGUCUUCACAAUUAUAUAUUAAAAAAUACAUAUUUUUCCUCUAUGCUCCAUUUAUUAUAUAAUUGAUAUUUAACCAACGUUUUGACAACAAAAAGGAAACAUGAAAUAAAUGGUUUUUGUUUGAUAAAAACUCGCUUGACAUCAUUAUACCAGCUAUAAAUAAAUCCGCUAUUUAACCACAAAUUAUCACUUUUCUACUUUUGCCCUCAUCUCUCAUUAGGUAUUCUGCACAAGGGAGAUGGCACCAACAUUUACCUAAAGGAAAAACCUAAAAAAAUUAUGAACAUACUUGGUAAUGGACACAGGCGCAAGAAUAACUGUGAGGCUUGCAAUGGGAAGACUCUGGAUAACAGCCUGGAAAACCCCAUGGCUCUUGCUUCAGGAUUAGAUGGAAGUCUUUAUGUUGGGGAUUUCAAAUUUAUCCGCAAGCUUUCACCAUUGAGAGAAGAGAUUGCCAGCAUUUUACAACUUAAGUAAGUCACCCAGAUGACUGACACGUAGAAAAGCACCUUAACCAGGCAGGGAGAUCAAUUGUCUUCUUUAAAAGUCACUACAUACAUAUUAAUUGAAAAAGGAAAUACCUGUCUCAAGAUAAUGAGACCCCUAAAACAAUUUUAUAUUUCUUUUCCUGAACCACAUUUAUGUAAUGAAUGUAGUCCUUAAAUUUGACUGAGAACGACAUGUAUUUAUUUAAAUUAUAGGUAUUAAACUGGGUGACUUUUGUUUUAAACUCUUGAAAGAUUUUUUUUAAAGUCUUGAAAGAUUUUUUAUUUUUAAAAACUCGCUAAAAUAUUUUACAGUAGUGCCGAUUUUCUGAACUAAUAGAGACCGGUAGUAUUUCAGAUACUAAAAUUUUUUGAUAACCCAACACUGCCAUGGAAAGGUUGCACGAAAGAAGUUAGUGCACAGAAAACGAAAUGUUCUUGAAUUAUAGUUGUUAUAUUUUUUAUGCUUUAAUUGCUGAGUUUCUUAAAAAUAUUUUGCUCGCGGCCACUUUAACAUGUUUAGUUAGCUUCAUGGCCCAUUUCUCUGUUAUUAAAUAUUUAAAAACUGCUAUUUUUUUAUAAAUGAAGUGCUUUUUGUGACCCCCAAGAAAUAUGCUGUAGCCCCCCUGGGGGCUAUAUGGCCCACGUUGAGAAACACUACUUUAAUAUGCAUUGCAUUAACAAUACCUCAUGAUGUAUAAGGGUUAGUGUCAGCUGAUUGAUGUCAAAACUUGAAAGGACUAGAAUGUUGUUUUAUGGGAAAGACAAAAGAAACAAUAAAUAAAUAGAAAUUUGUAAACUCAUGGGUUCUAAAAACAGUUCUCAAAGUCUAAGUUUUCAUCAGAAUUUUCAAACACAUCAGUUUUAGAUGUCUAAUCGUUUGGUUUUUCUUGUGUUAUUUUGUCUGUGUUUUUUCAAUCCUAAACAUAUCUCGUUCCAUUAUUUAUUUCUUCUGCAAUAUAUAUUUAUUUAAAACGUUUGCAGACAGCAUUAUUCCAAUCUGGCCAAGGUCUGUACAGUAGCCACCUCAGACCUGUUUACCCUCAAGCUCUUAAAAUUGUACAAUAUCAUCACAAAAUCGUUCAAUACAUUAUCUUAAUAGUAAAAAAUAAACAUAUAGUAUAUAUAAAAUCAUACAUUGUACGCCAAAAUUGUAAGAGUAAACAUGUCUGGCAUUUAGAUUUUAACUGGAUUGUGGGACAGACAUUGAAAUAGUUUUCCAGUGUUUGUACAAAUAUAUUCCAUGCCAUGCGCAUUUCAUAUGAUAAUAAUAAUUAGAAACAGACACUGAAGCUGUUUGGAUAACCGAUGUUUCGGAUACUAAAUGUUCAGAAUAUUGGCUCCACUGUAUAUAUAAACAUUUUUAGAAUUCACUUCAAUACAAUUCUGAACGUUUGUUGAACCUGCUUCAGAGUUUUUCAAUUGGUUUUUUUUUCAGUAAAGUGGUUGGAGCCAAUAAGUUCUACAUGACUGUCAGUCCUGUGGAUGGUCGGCUGUACAUCUCUGACUUCAUGAGUGUCAAGGUCAUUCGUGUGCGAACAAUGGGCCCCGUUCCCGAUUUGACCGAUAACUUUGAAGUGGUGGCGGGGAACGGGGAGGAAUGCCCAACGUCAGAUCCUCAUCGUUGUGGGGAUGGAGGACCAGCUGUGGAAGCUACACUCAGACAUCCUAAAGGUUGGGGCUUAAGCCACUUUGUUAUACCAAUUUGAUAUACAGAAUUUUUUUUGCCUAGGUGAAGCAGCACUUUGGACUUAGGUCAAAUACUUUGGCCGGUCCUCUUUCAGCAUUUAGCCCAUAGGUGGAGGAGUGUAUUUUGCUCAUGGUCACUCUUCCCACAGAAAGUUGUCUUAAUGAGCUGAGAAGUCAAAUCCAGCCAGCAGUUUGUCCAUUGCUGGUGAUUAAUGAAAUGAAUUUAACCCGCUGUCUCUUUGUAACAGACAUGCUAAUAUUGUGCCACAGGCCGCCUGCUGGUUAACUUAAUUGAUUACUAAGUUUUUGAACAAUAUUGUCUUGUAAAAAAGCACAUGCCUCAAUGGGGGAAGAGAUUCCAGUAGCCUGCCUGAAUGUUUUUGGGCCAAAGGUUCUGGAAAACUUCUCAGAAAUUGUUGGUACCAAUGAAAUUAUCCAACUAAACAUCUAUGCUGUGAUUAGUUCUUUUUCACACAUUGAUAAUCACACAGCCCGUAAAACUUUGCAUGAGUUUCAACGUUUUAAGGGAUCUGUUGGUAUUUUACCAGAAAGCUCCUUUUAUAACCAGUUUGUCACAGAUUUCACAUCACUGCAUACUGACAUAAUUUAAACCUUAUAUAAAAGCUGAAUUUUUUUUUUAUUUAUUUUUUUUUUUAUUAACCUCUGACUUUUCAAACAACAAAAAGCAAAAACUCUCCUUUCUUUACUUCACUAAAUAAAGCAUAUAAUAAAAGCUCUAAGUCUAAAUACGUUUCUGUCAAAUAAUUUUCAGGCAUUGCUAUAAAUAAAGACGGCACAAUUUACAUUGCUGAUAGUGCAGCCAUAAGAAGGAUAUCUCCUGAUGGGAUUAUAACCACUUUAAUUGGUUCACAAGCUCAACCAAGAGAGUGGACUCCCAUGCCUUGUGAUGAUAUCCUGUCGGCUGAGAAGGUAAUUUUUAAUUUCUAAACUUUGCUGUUAUGUCCUUUCAGCUGAGAAGGUAAUUUUAACAUCUAAACCUUGCUGUGAUAUCCUUACAACUGAGAAGGUAAUUUUAACAUCUAAACCUUGCUGCGAUAUCCUUUCAGCUGAGAAAGUAAUUUUAACAUCUAAACCUUGCUGUGAUAUCCUUACAACUGAAAAGGUAAUAUUAACUUCUAAACCCUCCUGCGAUAUCCUUUCAGCUGAGAAAGUAAUUUUAACAUCUAAACCUUGCGGCGUUAUUCUUUCAGCUGAGAAAGUCAUUUUAACAUCUAAACCUUGCUGCGAUAUCCUUUCAGCUGAGAAGAGAAUUUUAACAUCUAAAACCUUACAGUGAUAAACUUUCAGCUGAGAAGGUAGUUUUAACAUCUAAAAACUUACGGUAAUAACCUUUCAGCUGAGAAGGUAAUUUUAACAUCUAAACCUUGCUGCGAUAUUCUUUCAGCUGAGAAGGUAAUUUUAACAACUAAACCUUGCUGCGAUAUCCUUUCGGCCGAGAAGGUAAUUUUUACAUCUAAAACUUGUGGUGAUAUCUUGUCAGCUGAAAAAGUAAUUAUAACCUCUAUGCCUAUGUUUAAAAUCUGAUAUAUUAUUUUUGUUCCAGUGCUUUUGACAAAGUUCACUGUAAAACAGUUUUCAACUUAUUUGCACAGGUAACACUCAAGUGGCCUACCGCUUUAAGCAUCAAUCCACUGGACGAUUCUCUCCACAUCCUUGACUACAACAUUGUGCUGAAACUGACCAGUGAUUUUAAAUUGGUGACCAUCGCUGGCAGGCCAUUAUACUGCCCGCCACGCCACUCAUCAUUUUUACCCAUCGGCGUAUUAUCAGAUGACGAGCAAGCAUCCAACGUAGCGGACCAUGUCAAUCUGGUUGCUCCUAGGAGCAUUACCUUUGGCCCCCAUGGAGACUUGUACAUUGUGGAGAGUGAUAAUCAUCACAUCAACCGGAUCAGAGUGGUCAGCACAGAUGGCAGGAUUCAUCACUUUGCUGGUGCAAAGAGCAAAUGUGAUUGUGAACUGGUGUGUUUUUUAAAUUUUAUUCUAUAAUAAUUAAAAAGAAUAAUUAAAUUUAUUAUAGGUCUUCAAAACUUGCUUUCAAUUUGAAACAAGUGUGAGUUUCAAAACCAUUCUGACGUGUAGAGUAAACAGUUAAAGUUCAAUUCUCAACUGUCAGCUCUCAAGGUCAUGUAACUGACCAUUCAUGCUGUAGAGCAAAGAAAUGAAGUUAAAUUCUUAACUCAUCAUUAAAGUAAUGUGCAAUAAAAAUUAUUUAUAUAAUUUGGGUAAGUUGUCAUUGCUGUUGUGAGACCUUAAGUCCACUAGUUAACCUAACCUUCCAUCAUUGCUGUCAUGGGACCUAAAGUCCACUAGUUAACUUAAGCCUUCCAUCUUUAAAAAAAAAAGAAAAGAAUAUUCCUAAUACAUAACCUAGAUAUUUUAAAGUAUUGCUGAGACUCUACGAGCUUUUGUGAAAUCUUAAUGUAAAAUAUAAAGUUGGUGAUGAUUUUUCUGACAAACUUUGUGUUGGAGAAGAUGAAGCACAACAACAAAAAAUUUGAAUGGGGCGUUAAAAACAAAAUAAUUGUAUUACUGCUUAUCACUCUUUGCAAAUAAUUUCUUUUGAAGCAAAUAGUACUAACAAAUCAUAUUUUAAGCUUCAAACUUAAAUUGUGUCUCAAUAAAUAGUGCAUUUAUUUUAAGGCCAUUUGAGUAUUUAAUUACUGCAAUAAAAAUAAGUUACUUUAUCCAAUAACUCUGAAAGUUCAAUCUUUAGUACAGGCAAGCAUAUUUUUAACUUAAAUUUUUUUUCUUAAAAUUAACUAGAAAUAUGUGCUAACCAACAUUUAAUUUUUCUUUGUUUCCCCAGGAGAAGUGCACAUGUUUUAACCCUAGAGAAACUCUGGCAGCCCAGGCUUUGUUCAGUGAGAUCUCUGCUGUGACUGUCACACCUGAUGGUGUCCUUCAUGUUGCUGACGUUGGAAACCUCAGGGUUUUUUCCAUUGUUUCUGAACUGCCUGUUCUCCAGGAAGGCAGCUACGAGGUCAUGGCUCCUGAGACCCAAGAGCUCUACGUCUUUAAUAAAAAUGGCCAGCAUCAGCAGACGAUUAACAUCCAUACAGGACAGUACAUUUACAACUUCACCUAUAACGUGCUGUCUUCCUAUGGGAAACUGGUCAAUGUCAUUGAUGCUGCACAAAACAAAAUUAUCAUUAACAGAACUGGUGAGUCUCAUGCGUCUGAGCUUGUCCUGCCCUCGGGAAUGAAAUGUCUGCUGUCUAUGGAUAACAGACACAGACUUCAUAAAUACAAGGCUUCCAACAACUCCACCGCCACGUUUACCUACUCUGUCAAUACUGGGCUGUUGGAAUCAAAGCAGGACAGCAACGGCCAGACUUUCUUUUACCACUACGACGACACUGGGAGAUUGCUUACUGUUCGCCAGCCAACCGGUCAGAUCACCACGCUGACAACAGACAUCAACACAACUGGUUCGAUAGUCCAUGUGGCUACGGGUACGCGCCAUGUGAGCGCCAUGGCUACCUAUGGGAGCGUGCAAUCAGUUAUGCAUGGCAAGUUGCUUGCUUAAACACCUUUCUUUUUUCUCUUUCUGUCACUGCUUUAAAAUGAGCACAAAUGGGAAUUAUUGUUUUUUCCUUAACAGUCCUUUCUUUGUUUCAAUGAGAAAAAUACAUCAUUUGUAAAAUAUUGUAGAUAAAACGGGCUAUGUCAUCAUGUCUUGAUGGACAAAAGCACACAAUGUUCCACCCGAACCAAAGUUAUAUUAUAAAUUAUCAAUGAGUUUACACUUGAGCAUCACAUCUUAUGUCUCACUGCUCUCACUUUAUACUCCGCCACAUCUCACGCUGUCACAUCCCAAGCAGUCAUGCCUCGCUCUGCACUUUUCCUCACCUAACAUUGUUCUCUGCCACACCUCACUCACACACUGGUCUAACACCAUCUAUUCAUGCCCCACUCCAUUCUGACACAGAACUGUGAUAAAUGUAACAUAACAUAAAUUAUUAUUAAUGUAACAUUAUCCAAAAUUUUACUAACAUUUGAAAUAUUUUUUUAGUGUGUGUUAUGAUUUCAUGGAUGUGGUGUACUCAAGGUACGUGUUUUUACCAAAAGCACAGAAGACGUUUCACUCUCGGACACGAUUUUUAUUUGACAUUUCACUAUGACACAAUUUUUAUUACAUUUGCAGGGACAUGAUUGUUCUUAGACAUUUUGCUUUGACACAAUUUCCAUUAGACAUUUCACUAUUUUCACUAUGACACAAUUUUUUUUAGACUAUUUGCUAUGGGACACAUUUUUUUUCAUUUCACUAUGGAACAUCAGACAUUUCCCUAUGGCAAAAUUUUUAUGAAUGGUUAGAUACCUGUUUUUACUGAUUAUAUAUAAUUAAAAGGCUUUUUAUUUUCGUUAGUUUUUACAUUUGUGCUCAUUAGGCAUUUUUCUUCUUUUUAUCUCCAGAUCACCUCUAUUUCAAUUUUGUUUUCCUUGUUAGUUUUUGCCUUUAUUGGGAAAUUUUAAAACUAGAUUACAAAAAAAAAUUAUGUUAACCUCAAAAUACAGACUUAAGUUUUAUCUUCUGCCAAUCACUAAAAAAAAAAAAAAAUUAAUGACAUUAAUAAUUUUUCACCAUUAAAAUUCAUUCAUAUUGCCCCCCACUUAAAAGAAAUAUUAAGAUGCCAUUAGUCCCUGAGUUUAUUGUAAAUAAGGUUGAUCUUAAUAGUGUGUGAGACACAGCGUUUUUCUCAAUAUUAUUGAUGAGAAUCAUAGCAUUUACUUAAAAUUUGAUCAUGAAAACUCCACACCAAAUACAGGCGCUCAACUUGUCACAGUAGUAUUUUAACAUUGCUUACUUAUCAUACACCACACAUAUAAUUCAGCAUGCUGGCUCAGUUUUUUUUCUUUUAAUAACCUGUUCACAAAGUUAUUUGUUAAAUCAACAGUAAAAAAACAAGAUAUAAAUUUUAAGUAACACAAUUUAUGGUUAUAAUAUAUUUUUAAAAAUGUAUGAAAAGUUUGUUUUUUUUUAGUUGUAUAUUUGUAGACAAGAUUUUAAAAGUCUCGUUACAUAUAGAUUAUAAUUAGUCUUGCCUUUUUUUUUUCAUUUUACUUCAAAUCGAAGUUGUGUCCUAAUUCUUUUUAAAUUUGUCAAUAGUUUUAACAUUGUAACUUCAAAAGUAAAUCAAUAGGUAGUCAAGAAUCAAAGCUACUCAGACUAAAAUGCUAGAAUUUAAUUUCUACCAAGUGACUAUCAAACAAAAGUUUCAUUUUGAUUAAUCUAUUGUUGUCUCUAUGUCAAUGGUAGUCUCCAAAGCUCUGAGUUGAAAAAAGUUUAAAUUGAAAACUUGCUCAUUGUAAUAUUUCCAUACAGAAACACAAAGAAUUAAGCUUAAGCUUGAUCACCUGUCCAAAGUUGCUACAGCUUGUUUGUGGGUGGGAUAUUUUGUUUUUUUUAAAUAUAAUUACAAGUAUCCCAACGUUCGAAAUAAUUUUAAAAUGUAGAAACCAAUGGAUUAUUGCUAUAGUGUCUAAGACAGUAAGAAUAGUUUGAAAAAUUGUUCUGUGAGCAUCACUUUCCUGAUGGAUUAAUAGGUCAUCAUUGAGUGUGGCUGGUUGCUCAAUUUAUUACCUGUUAUUUGCCAUAGAUGCUACAUUUUUUAUUUGAUUUCUGUUAGUGAAAUCCAAUACUUUUGGAUGCACUGACUUUUACUACAGAUGACCUGAUUUUUCUACCAAGCAUAGUUUGUGUACAAAAUUGACCUAUGCAUGGCUUAAUAAUAAUUACCCUGGACAGUUGCAUUCACCUUAAGCCGAGCAUGUGUUUUGGCCUUCAUAGUAUUAGGCAGAUAUGAUUUCACCUGACAUUGCAUGGUGUUACUUCUCCUAUACAGAUCUGCAUGGUUUUACAGAUCCUUAGCAUAUUGUCAUUAUGCAGUUCUAAAAAAAAAUAAUUCUUAAGCAUAAGAUAAUGAUCUGGUUACAUCAGUAGAUCUAUAUUGAUCAGUCCUACCUAUUCAUGUAUUCUAUAGAUCUCAUCACAAAAAGGAACAUUUUAUAAUUUUUAACCCAUUUUCCAGUCUUUUUUUUUUUUUUUUUUUUUUCAGUUGAUUUUCUAGCUUUUACUGGCCUAUUUUCUAUGAAAUCCAAUGAUAACCUUACAUUUCUCUUUGUUUUGCUUACAAAAAGGAACUUUUUAUAAUUUUUUACCCUUUUUCCUGUCUUUUUUUUUUUUCUUUUUGUUCAGAUGAUUUUCUAGCUUUUACUGGCCUAUUUGCUAUGAAAUCCAAUGAUAACCUUACAUUUCUCUUUGUGUUGCUUAGAUUCAUUAAAUUUUUUUGAAUGGUUUGGUUGGUAUAACGUAGUGAUAGUUUGUUACUUUUACUAUUAAAGUGUGAUAGAUUGAAUGAAUCAUGGAUUUCAAGCAAAAAAAUCAAUGUUUUUUAAUAAGGAAAACUUUUAAGUUAAAACUAACAAAGUUUGGAAACAGAUUGUUCUCAAAAUCAUUUUAUUGGAAUCAGGAGUUACAGAGCUAAAUUUAAUCAAACAUCAUCCAUUAGGUUCUAACAUAUUCUAACUAAAACACAGAGCUGUUCUUAAUCCUACAUUAUGCAUUAGGCUCUAACAAAAUCUAACUAAAAUGACUUUGGAAUCAAUUAAGUGCCCUACUUAACAUAUAUACACCACUAUGCAAGAACAAUUAUAUAUCUCUCCCACCCCCCCCCCCCCCCCCCCCCUUCAACCCAUAAAGAAUUUUACUCCUAUCAAAAUAUAGAAAUGUUCAAUUUUACAAAUUUUUUCUUAAUUUUAAAAUUUUUUUGAUAGCACAAAGGUAGAAUUAAAUUUUUUUUAAAAGGUUAAAAAUUCAGCUGUAGUUUAUGUGUAAACAAAUUUUUCUAGUACUUCCUUUUUUUUUUCUUAUUAUUUUUUGUAUAUACAAGUUUCAAAUUAAAAUAACAGUACUAAUUUUUUUUUAAAUUUCAUAACUGACUUGUUGUACAUUUCAGGACUAACUAAUUUUUUAGAGCUAAUGAUUUUUCACACUAUUGUUGUGUUUGCUUAUCACGUUUGUCUCUAUCUUUCUCUUCCUGGCAGGAUCAACCCAAACUAAAGUAACUUAUCUACCAGAUGGGGCUGUUGUUGUACUGUUCCCAAGCAACCUGACUGUGGCUAUAGAAACUGGCAACCAUCCAAUCAUGGAGAAUGAGAAUCGCAUGCACUACAAACGGAAAGUCAUCGUGCCGGGAUCAUUAGUGCAUCGCCUGGAAUGGAGAUUUUAUUUGAGACGUGGUGGUCGCACUAGAUCAGCCAAAGUGACAGAAAAACUAAAUCAACGUUUAAGGAUCGGUGAUGUGGGUCGCCACACUGUUCACGAUGCUCUUGGUGGAG
Lymnaea stagnalis (great pond snail) is the source of this 19387-nucleotide messenger RNA. Lineage: Eukaryota; Metazoa; Mollusca; Gastropoda; Lymnaeidae. The record is from the annotation of a GenBank genome assembly.